Molecule: messenger RNA, 1636 nt
Organism: Sitophilus oryzae (rice weevil)
Lineage: Eukaryota; Metazoa; Arthropoda; Insecta; Coleoptera; Curculionidae
Product: phospholipid scramblase 2
Exons: 5
Coding region: 687-1388 (233 amino acids)
Biological process (GO): plasma membrane phospholipid scrambling
Cellular component (GO): plasma membrane
Molecular function (GO): phospholipid scramblase activity
Source: RefSeq, a predicted model, not a curated record
UGGCCUUGUUUUUAAUUAUAUUACUUGAGAAAAUAAUGUGAGAUCAUAGUUCAUAACAAUUUAAGACUUACUUUCUGGAGGUUUAUAAAAACAGUGGUUAUGUAGAGUAUUGUUUUUAUUUUGAUAUAAUGUAAAUAUUGAUGAAACUGAUAAAGUGAAGAUAAUGUCAUUGUUAUCACAGAUAAAUUUUAAGACUUCAUUAUUUACAAAUUGGUACAAUAGAAAUUAUUUAUUUAAUAUUUAGAACUUCAAAAUAAUUUAAUAUGUUUACUCUGACUAUGAGCCUUGGGCACUCACUAUCUUUCAAUUAUUUUAAUGACUGUCUUCCUUCUGCUACAGCUAUUUUUCCUGUACAAUCAAUUCAAAAGUUAUUAUUUUAAAAAAAGCUUUUAUUAUUUUUAAUUAGGGCAAUGGCUUUGUUUUCUCUUGUAAUCAGGAUUGUUGUGAUUUCUGUUUUAAAAAAUUUCUACUCAAUACUCGUCGAAGAAUAUUAAAUAUAUAUGUUGUUUAUUAGCAGUUGAAACAAUCUGUUGUAUUUCUUGUAAUGCCUGAGUUAAAGGAACUUUGGUUUCGUUCAAAAAAAAGUGCUGUAUUUCGUAAUUUUAAAAAGUUUUUUAAGAUUAAAAGGUCUCCUAAAAAGAAAGGCUAUAUUAGAUUUUUUACUGAAGAAGAGCAAAGGUGGAUGGAUGAAUAUGCCGCAAGGUAUUCCCAAUUGUCCACCAGGAUUGGAGUAUCUUACUAUGAUUGAUCAGUUGCUAGUUCACCAAAAAGUUGAAGUAUUGGAAGCUCUUACUGGCUUUGAAACCAAGAACAAAUUUACUGUUAAAAAUAGUUUAGGUCAAAAGGUUUAUUAUGCUGCUGAAGAGUCUGACUGUUUAACUAGAAAUUGCUGUGGCCCUUUGAGACCUUUUGAUAUGCAAAUUUUAGAUAAUUUUAAAAAUGAAAUUAUACAUUUACAUCGCCCUCUAGCCUGUGAUAGUUGCUGUUUUCCUUGUUGUCUUCAGAGUAUGGAGGUAUCAUCUCCCCCAGGGACAAUAGUAGGAACUGUUGAACAAGAAUGGAGUAUAUUUUGUCCAAGUUUUGCUGUGAAAAAUGCCAGUGGUGAUACAGUACUUCGUAUUGAGGGUCCUUUUUGCACAAUGAGCAUUUGUGGGGAUGUUGAGUUUAAAAUCAUGUCUGGAGAUGGGAGUGUACAAGUUGGGAAAAUCUCAAAACAAUGGUCUGGAGUUAUUAGGGAAAUGUUCACAGAUACAGAUUAUUUUGGAAUUACAUUUCCUAUGGAUUUGGAUGUGAGAAUGAAGGCGGUGAUGCUAGGGGCCUGUUUUCUUAUUGAUGCUAUGUUCUUUGAAAAAGCCAAAGGAGGUGAAAAUGCUUCAAGUAUGCUAUAGCUGCUAGCUUAAUAGGCAUUCUCCCACAUAUAUUCUCGAGUAUUUUAUUUAUAUAUAAUUUUGACUCAAAUAUUUAACUCAAAUAUAGAAUUUUUUUAAUUUUUUUUUAUAAUUUGUAUAUGCAUAAGAAAACUAUUUUUAAUAAAUAUCUAUAUAAAACUAUAAAAAUGAGACAAUAUUGUAAUUGUGUGCCAAGAUAUUGAGUUGUUUGAUGUAUUUUAAGAUUUAAAUAAAGUUUGUUGGUUGUA